UAAAAAUAGACUCCAAGUAGAUUAACCAAACCCUGACAAGAUGUCAAACAAGCCAAAGCCGAGCCUAAAGGGGGGCGUUGGAACACAGCGACUUCAGCCUAUCAGAGCAACACAACCUUUUCAGCUCCGACAAGGAGCGAGUCCAGCGAGAAAAUCACCAUCGUCAUCACCAACUUCUAUGCUGCCAAGAUCUGCAACUGAUCCACGAAGAAAUAAAUGGUCUUCAGAUCACAGAAACUCACCAGACAGGAGCGACAGGAAAAGCCCAAGCUCUCCUGGGAUAAAAGUGACCAAUCGACGUAGUCCGUCACCGAGAGUAUGUCGAACUUCUUCACACGACUCAGUACCCGCUGCCCUGACCGGCACGUACCUCACUGGACAAUGGCCUCGAGAAUUGACCUCUAAUUCAUUUAUUACUCCGAGCAACUCUGGUACAAGCACAAAGUCAACACAGACUCCUCAUGACUGGAAUUCAGAAGCUUGUCUUCAAUAUUCAAAAAACAGUAAAAGUCUAUCGAACAGACAAUCUGAUGUGGAAGUUACAAAGAUGAAGCAGCAAAUGCGAAGAAUUGCAAAAAGUUCUCGGCAAGAAAAGAAGGAAAGACAGUCGCCUGUUCAUGCGAAUCAUGCCGCACUACCUCAGUCCCAGACUGCUCAGUCUCGUUCGAUUUCGAAUCCAAUGCCUAUCUAUGGCCGGGUACCUCGACGACAAAACAGUUUGGAAGGAUUGAACAAAGAGAUUGAGAUCAUCAUUUUGAAUGAGACUCCUGUUCGACAUACACAAGGCGUCACACCACCUGAUGGUCAUCGAGCUCCAUUACCAAGAAGUUCAACACGAACGAUGGAGACCCAAACUCCACAAGGUUUUGCUCACGAUAAUAACUUGAUACAAAACACUGAAGGACACACACCAUCACCAAGCUCGGACCAAACUCUCGCAGUGCCAACAACUACAAAAGUCGGUGAACAAGGACAGAGCCCAUGUCCAAAAUAUGCUUCAAGCCCAAGGCCGAACAACAGCUAUAUGUUCCAGCGUGAGCCACCAGAGGGAGCAGAGAGCGUUACACCAUUCAAGGAACAGGAUAUAUCUCCAUAUAUAAUAGGAUCAAGCUGUCCCGAUAAACAAAAAGUUCAUUUUCAAAUAUCAAAGAAUGGCAGCUUCACUAAAGUAAGUAAAUGGAAACCACCAUGUCCCGAACAAAACAAUAACGGAGACGUGUUGUUGUCGCUAUCGUCAGCUAUGAAGGUUAAAUGUGAAGUUGAAGGAAAAAAUGCUUUCAACAUCGAUGACAUGUAACUCGCUCGUUUUUUCGCUACCUCAAAAAGCCGUUUGUAUGCCAGUAUGAAGAUGUGGUGCUGUGUCCAUACACAAUGAAGAUAACAAUAAUAUGUUCCAGAUUUGUCAAAGUUUACUUGCUUUGUUUUUUUUUUACAAAAAUACGAUAUGAAUUAGUUCAUGUUUGAUAAUAGGGCCGUCGUUUAUUUUUUUAACAAUAUUUAUGAGGCCAGCUAUAGGCCGGGGAAAAUUACAUCUCGUUGGAAGUCAUUUAUUUUGGUAAUGUAGUGUAAAAUGACAGGUAUGCAAAUAUUUGAAAACAUGAUUGCGAGUUUUUGUGGUAUUGCAUAUAUCAGUGUCUGCAUGAUAAUAUGUUCUGACAAAACAGAUAUAUUGAGAUGGAAAUGUGAGGGUAUUGGUGCUCAAACCAGAUGGCUGAAACAAAAUGAUUAUCGGUAACUAUUCCAAAUACAUUCUGAAAUAAUGUUUUUCAAAUAUUGAAUAUAUUCUAAAUUGCGUCAUGUCCACAGUUUGACCGGUAAAUUUGCAUAAAUCAUAAAAUCCUAUAAAUUUAGUUUGGUAGACAGAUACUUUUAGGAUGGAAAUGUGAGGGUAUUGGUGCGUAAACCAGGUGGCCAAAACAAAAUAAUUAACUACUCCAAAUACGUCCUAAAAUAUUGUUUUUCAAAUGUUGCCUCAAUUUUGAAUGAAUUUGUUUUGGACUAGUAUUCUCAGAAUAUGCAGCCAUGUGUCAAUCCUUAUCUCAACCCCACCAAUAAAAAUUGAUUUUAGACGCAUUACGAAUGAAAUUGUUGCAGACAUCGAUAUACAAUUAUCUAAAAUUUGCAUUCUUUGUUACUACAUUCUAAUCCCAUAACUGUCGAAAUAUCAUGCCAUAGUCAUCCUGUUUACAUCUCAUUAAGAGUGGCAUUUGUAACGUUAUACAUCAUCUCUGAGCUGUGAUUAGUUGAAUCACAAUUCAUUGACUAUUAACAAGGUGCAUUGGUGAGAUAUAGAGUUAAGAAAAAUGUAAAAUUGCCAAUACAGUAAGGGAGAUGGUAUAUGAACGUUUGGCCCACAGACAUUUCAACCCACACAGGUUCAGGUUCGAUGGACCGAAAAAUCUGUUCUGAAAUGGCCAGAGGACAUGGAACUUGGCAUAUGGUUCUGCUCGUCUAAAUUUUCGAAAGUAAAUAAACUUUCUGCGCAAUUUCCAAAAAAUUUGUCCAAUAAUGCUCUGCACCAAACCAAAAUGUUAUAUUGCCAAUACAGUAAGAGUAAGAGAUAUGGUAUAUGAACGUUUGACCAACAGAUGUUUCGACCAACGUACGUUCGAGUACGAUGAACUGAAAAAAAAAUCUGUUUUGAAACAGGCAGAGGACAGGAGACUUGGCACGCGGUUCAGCCUGUCUAAUUUUCGAAAUUAAAUUAACUUUCUGAGCAAUAUUCAAAAAAUUUGCCUAAUAAUGCUCGGCACCAAACGUUUUUCAUUCAUUUCCUCUUGUCGUGUUUACAGAUAAAUAGUUCGUUGCAAGAACUAUUGUUUGAUAAAUUAUUUUUUCUGGAGAUUGGAAUAUGUAUUUUAUUGCUAUCAAAUUCAGGACCAAAUAUGUGAUAUUUAUAUAGUCUUAGAGCGAUUAUUUUCAAAUUAGUCACUUGAGGCUGUGUUAUUUCGCACAAUAACAAUAAAAAGUUUAUAGAGUAAACAUACAAACCAGCUAUAAAAAUUCCAAACCAUGGUACACUCAUAAGGGGUAUGUAUACCUCUCUAAUGCACCCAAUUCUUAGGGCUAAGGUACACUUCAUGUAUGGCCUUAUUAUAUUUAGUACGCGAUUGCAUAAAUUCAAUUCCAGCUCGAAUAACGAAUAUCUAGGUUGGAGUCGUUUUCCCAAUCUUAGAGUUUGUCACUCUGUGUGUAGUACAUACAAACUUGCAAAAUAUGGACCUGUUUAAUUUUUUUUUUUGCAGUUUCUGAUUGCAGAUAUCUGAUUAAUAAUAUUGUGUAAGCUAAUGCUAACAGUUCAUGAACUAAUAGGCUAUUUGUUUGUUAGUUUUUCAUUAGAUAGAACAUAAUGAUGACACAUAGUUUUUCUACCUAUCUCAGUUUCUACCUUUCUAGGUAGUUAUUUUUAUUAAUAUUAUUUUAAUCGUUGUGUUGUUACUUUGCCUUAUUUUUUUCAUAUCUUGUUUAUUAUUCUCAUUAUUGUUUGUCAUCACUCGGCCUUCAUAGAAAUUUGUCAUAAACUAACUUGCGAUAAUUAAGGUGUAUCGAUGAAUAAAAAUAUAUUUCUUGGACGUUUCGUUAGAAUCUGGCCGUCUGGACUACAUUCGCCAGUUAAUUAUAUAUUCAUAUGAACAACGUAUCUUUUUGAGUCUUAAAUAUAUGGAAAUCAAAAAAAUAGACACUGUCGUUUUAAAAUUCACAAUUUACACUUUUCUUGUGACAUUAAAAUGAUAAUUUGACCCAAUUUAGCUUCCUAAUGCUAAAUAAUUUCAGUAGUUUUUGGAAUCACUCAAAAAAAAUGAAUCUCAAAUACUCUUUGAGUGAGUGCAUGUGAUCUUGAAAAAAUGAUUUUGAAAGAAAUCUGUGGCAUGAAAAAGCUCUUGGCUUUUCAGUGACUUCACUCAGAGAUGAGUGUUCAUUACUUGUGAGUGGGCUCACAUGAUCUGGCUGUGAGAAAACUUUCGUGGAAAAAGAUUUGUCAACUUUCAUUUUUCCAUUGAAUACUUUCAUAUUGGUAAUACAUUCAAAUAUGAAUAAGACAAAAUCAGAUGAUGGUAUCCAUGUUUUUCUCUAUAUGAAAAUGGUUGCAUUUGUUGAGUAUGUGGUUCACUUAAUCAUUGAUUUUUUGUGAUGGUUACUUGCCUUUUUGUUCACUCAACCUUUUUUGUUACCAUAUAUUGGUCUCAGCAGGAAAUACAUUGUUCAUUCACAUUAUCAUUUUUGUUGCGUUUAUGUUCAAUUUUCGACGUAAUUCACAGUACUUUUUUGCGUUUUAUUACUUCAUUUUUUUGGUUUAUUUUGUUACUUUUUUCCAAGAAAAGGGCUCAAAAGUUUUUUAUACAUUCCCUUCAUUGCAUUUAAAUAAUUGUAUUAUUGCUAGUUUGGUCAGUCAUGUGUUGGCAACUUAUUGCAAAUAUAAAUGAAGGGCUAUCAGUCAUAAAGCAGAUUCAGUUUUCGGUUAAUCCCUGGCAUUCUUGAAACUGUCCUAAUGAGUGAUUGAAGAAAUCUUGUUUAAACGGUGCCACGAAUCUUGGCUGGUUAAAUAAAGUCUGUUGGCAAAACUCUCAUAUCUCUGGGUUAUGAAAAGUAGAUUGAUCGAUCGAUUGUCUUUGCCUUACAUAAUUGGUGAAUCUUCAAAACCCUCUUAACUAUUCUCAUACCCGAAAUGGAUUUGUAAUUCAGCAAAGGCCGUGAUCCGACAUAUGAUUAAGCUAGCUCGUCAGCUUUCCUCCUGAGGUAAAUAUGAAAAUCAUAGCCUGCUCAAUUUUAGGCUUAUUGAUCUGCUUUAUGUCUAGUAACAUCUGACAUUCAUUUAUAGCAAAAUCUGGUGUCAACAUUAGACUUGUUAGAUUUUUCACAAUGUGCUUGUUUUGUCCUUAUGACGUGAUGAUGGUAGUAUUUUUGGAUUUUCGUAAAUAAACGACUGUUGGAGCUGAGUUUUGAA
This is a messenger RNA of Styela clava, 4945 nucleotides long. RefSeq names its product protein FAM117B-like. NCBI's taxonomy places the organism in Eukaryota, Metazoa, Chordata, Ascidiacea, Stolidobranchia, Styelidae. The record is from RefSeq and is a predicted model, not a curated record.